UAUAAAAGCAAGAGCGAGCACCUACAGAUACAUCAGUGAGACACAUCACACACUCAUCUACAUCAUGACCUUCACCAUCUUCUCCAUCACCUGCCUUGCCCUGGUGGCCUCUGCUCUGGGUUGUGGAGUGCCUGCGAUUAAACCACAGACGAUCGGCAGCAGGAUUGUGAACGGACAGAAUGCCAUCUCUGGUUCUUGGCCCUGGCAGGUCUCUCUCCAGCAACCCAGUGGUUUCCACUUCUGCGGAGGAUCCCUGAUCAACCAGAACUGGGUUCUCACUGCUGCCCACUGCCGUGUCACGGUCAGCCUUCACCGUGCCAUUUUUGGAGAACACGAUCGUGGCUCCAAUGCUGAACCCAUCCAGGUCAAACGAAUUUCCCAGGUCAUCACACAUCCGCUUUACAACAGGGCAACCAUCAACAAUGACAUUGCUCUGCUGAAACUGGCAUCUCCAGUCACAUUGACUCCCCGUAUUUCUCCUGUAUGUUUGGCUCCAUCAAACAUCAACAUCCUGCCUGGAACCCGCUGCUUCACCACUGGCUGGGGUAGAACUGCCACCACAUCGAGCCCUCUGAUCCUGCAGCAAACAGGUGUACCCAUUGUAAGUCCUGCUGCGUGCAGGCAGGUCUGGGGUCAGCGCAGAAUCACUGAUGCCAUGAUUUGUGCUGGAGCCUCCGGUUCCUCAUCUUGUCAUGGUGAUUCUGGUGGUCCUCUGGUGUGUGAGCGCUCAGGGGUCUGGUCUCUGGUGGGUGCUGUGUCCUGGGGAAGCAGCACUUGUGACACCCGUUUUCCUGGAGUAUAUGCCCGCAUCUCCCAACUGCGCUCCUGGAUCGACAGGACUAUCGCUUCCAACUAGAUCACAAGUUGGAGUGUUUAUUUUCUGCCUUUAAUCCCUGUUGGUGCUCUUUUUGUUUAUGGGUUUGUCAGUCAGUAACUUCAUUCUGAAGUAUGUGACUUCAUAUUGUAAUGAAAAUGUUCCAGUAAAUAAAAGGAGUAAAA
Molecule: messenger RNA, 999 nt
Organism: Labeo rohita (rohu)
Lineage: Eukaryota; Metazoa; Chordata; Actinopteri; Cypriniformes; Cyprinidae
Product: chymotrypsin-like protease CTRL-1
Exons: 7
Coding region: 65-856 (263 amino acids)
Biological process (GO): proteolysis
Molecular function (GO): serine-type endopeptidase activity
Source: RefSeq, a predicted model, not a curated record